Rhagoletis zephyria (snowberry fruit fly) is the source of this 1828-nucleotide messenger RNA. RefSeq names its product Xylosyltransferase oxt (gene oxt). Gene Ontology annotation, cellular component: membrane. The record is from RefSeq and is a predicted model, not a curated record. Gene Ontology annotation, molecular function: protein xylosyltransferase activity. Gene Ontology annotation, biological process: chondroitin sulfate proteoglycan biosynthetic process; heparan sulfate proteoglycan biosynthetic process. Lineage: Eukaryota; Metazoa; Arthropoda; Insecta; Diptera; Tephritidae.
UCUUUUCUUUUUUCAGCGCCAGGCUUUCCUAUAUCGUAAGUUGCUGGAACUGGAGUCCAGGUUUCCAAAUAUUCGCCUUGGUAGGACACGCUUUGCUACCAUCUGGGGCGGUGCGUCUUUGCUGAAUAUGUUAAUUCAAUGCAUGGAGGAUCUAUUGGAUUCUAAAUGGCGAUGGGAUUUUGUCAUAAACCUCAGCGAAAGUGAUUUCCCCGUCAAAACUAUAGAUAAACUUGUAACUUUUCUAACUGCGAACAAAGGUCACAAUUUCGUGAAAAGUCAUGGACGCGAAACUCAACGAUUUGUACAGAAACAAGGAUUAGAUAAGACAUUCGUCGAAUGCGACAAUCAUAUGUGGCGCAUAGGCGACAGACAGUUACCCAAUGGUAUACAAAUCGAUGGUGGAAGUGAUUGGGUAGCACUGUCACUACCGUUCGUACAGUAUGUAAUAUCAGAGUCUCUGCGUGACCCUCUGCUGCAAGGUCUUUUGACGAUUUUCCAUCAUACAUUGCUGCCAGCGGAAUCUUUUUUUCACACUGUCCUGCGUAAUUCGCGUUUUUGUAACACGUACAUAGAUAACAACCUUCAUGUUACUAAUUGGAAACGUAAACUUGGCUGCAAAUGCCAGUAUAAACAUGUGGUCGAUUGGUGCGGCUGUAGUCCAAACGAUUUUAAACCGGAAGAUUGGCCUCGGCUCCAGGGUACUGAAAACAAAAUGCUCUUUUUUGCACGAAAAUUCGAGCCAAUAAUAAAUCAAGCUGUGCUAUUUCAAUUAGAAGAGUGGCUUUUCGGACCUCACGGCAAGGAGGUAGUUAAUUUGCAUAGUUAUUGGCAGUCAUUCUACGAUUCAGUAGAUCCACCGACAUCGGCGGACGAUAUUGUGCGAACCAUAGGUGAUAGCUUGGUUCGUAUAGUAGCGCAUAAGGCACAAGUAGAGCCUGGUCAACCCUUGGAGUUAACGCACUACUUACAUAAAGAUGAAUAUAAGGGUUUCCUGAUAAGUUACCAACUUUCGGAUAGUUUGCAUAAUCGCACGCUUGCUCUUGAAACUCGAAUUAGACCAGCGGUGUACGUGAAGUACGCGAAAAAUUCAAAAUUGGAGAAAAAACUCCGUAAUUUCGAAGUUGCGUCUGAUUUUGAUCUGAAGGAACAAGUGUCUCGUAAUUUCGCUAAAAUGCUUGGCCCUUUCUCCGAGCCUGUGCUAAGCUUUACACUGGCCGGUACUGCGUCGGCAGCGCAAGAUGAUGCUGCACAUUCGUAUAAUCUAACGCUGCUAUGGAUUGACCCCGUUGGCCGAUUGCAGGAUUUCAACGAACUGCACAUAGAAGACUCACAGGCGGACGCAAUAAAUUACUCGAAAGCUGUUCUGAAACAUCCAAUAAUGCCAGGCAUAUGGACAACCAAGUUAAUCGGUCGCACCGCUAUAUAUGCCCAAACUAAAUUUCUUGUAGUUCCAUUAGCUGUAGCAGCUGGUAAGCCUAUCAAGCCAGAGAGAGCAAGGAUAGUGAAUGGUGGUUCUGAGCCAUCAUUAGCCGGAACUUUUGAAAUACCAGCCGAAUGGCGUCAGUAUUUGCCAACACCCUUGGACGAUCAGCGACUUAAUAAUGAAUUCAAAAAGGCCCAACGAAGUGGGAAGGACCUCAAAACUUGGGUGGACGAUCUGGUGGUUAAAUUCUUCUUCUUGCGUGAAACGUGUGCAGUGGAAGAGAAUGCGCUACAAAUGAAACUCUCAGCACAUGAGGCGUUGCAUUUAUGUCGGGGGACACCUUGGAGCUCUCUGGCACCCGAUCCAAAAAGUGAUGUUUAUGCUUUGCUCAAAAGUUGAUGAAAG